This is a messenger RNA of Capsella rubella, 1401 nucleotides long. RefSeq names its product putative nuclease HARBI1. Lineage: Eukaryota; Viridiplantae; Streptophyta; Magnoliopsida; Brassicales; Brassicaceae. The transcript has a single exon. The coding region runs from base 69 to 1367 and encodes 432 amino acids. The record is from RefSeq and is a predicted model, not a curated record.
CUUGUUCUUUUUUUUUUACUUAAAAAAUCAAAAAAAUUUCUACUUAAAACCAAAAUUCUAAAAGGAAAAUGGCUUCAUCUUCCAAUGAUAAUCUCGAUGAAGCACUGGACGAAGAAUUUGAUAAUAUUUUCCAGCAAGAAAUGGAUAAUUAUUUGUAUUCAUACGGUGAUCGUCAAGAAGCCACAAAACCGAGGAAAAAAAGGGUAUUUAUUGAAAGACGUCGUGAACAAGGGCACAUCCAGUUAUGGGAUGAUUAUUUCUCAGAAAAUCCAACUUUCUCUCUUUAUCAAUUCCGACGCCGUUUUAGAAUGAACAAGCCCUUAUUCAUGCGUAUUGUUGAUCGACUCUCCGGAGAAAUUUCGUUCUUUCAACAAAGAAGAGAUGCUACCGGAAGGAACGGGUUCUCUGCACUACAAAAGUGUACAGCAGCAAUUCGUAUGCUUGCAUAUGGUUGUGCGGCUGAUGCGGUAGACGAAUACCUCCGGAUUGGUGCAACCACUUCGAUGAAGUGCAUGGAACAUUUUGUUGACGGAAUUAUUUUUUGCUUUGGAGAUGAGUACCUACGAAGACCCACCGCAGAAGAUCUUCAACGGCUCCUCAUUAUUGGAGAUAUUCGAGGAUUUCCCGGGAUGAUAGGAAGCAUCGAUUGUAUGCAUUGGGAGUGGAAGAAUUGUCCCACCGCUUGGAAAGGACAAUAUACACGUGCCUCUGGAAAACCAACGAUCGUUUUAGAGGCUGUAGCUUCCCAAGAUCUUUGGAUAUGGCACGCGUUUUUUGGACCACCAGGUACUUUAAAUGAUAUAAAUAUUCUUGAUCGCUCUCCAGUUUUUGAUGACAUCUUAGAAGGACGAGCACCAGAAGUGAAUUAUAUAGUGAACGGGAAUGAGUAUCAUUUGGGUUACUAUCUCACUGAUGGCAUUUAUCCUAAAUGGGCUACAUUUAUCCAGUCGAUUAAACUUCCACAAUCUCAGAAAGCAUCUUUAUUUGCAAACAAGCAAGAAGGUUGUCGUAAAGAUGUAGAACGUGCUUUUGGAGUUUUACAAGCUCGAUUUGCCAUCAUAAAAAAUCCAGCUCUCACUUGGGAUAAGGUAAAAAUAGGAAAUAUUAUGCGAGCAUGUAUAAUACUUCACAAUAUGAUAGUAGAAGAUGAACGAGAUGGGUAUACUCAGUUUAAUGUAACCGAAUUCCAACAAGCGGAAUCUGCUGGAAGUUCACGGGUGGAUUACUCAUAUUCUACAGAAAUGCCUUCAAAUCUUGUCGAUAUGAUGGCCACUAGAACUCGCCUUCGUGAUCGAGCUAUGCAUCAACAAUUGAAGAAAGAUUUGGUCGAACAUAUAUGGACAAAAUUUUCAAGAAAUCAGCACUAAAAUUAUUGUGCUUUAUGUUAUUUAUGUUAUAUAU